AUGGAAGCCUUCGGGAACUGUAGAACGAUCAGCAACUUGAACGCAACAAGAUACGUUCAGAUCGUCAAGGUGCAGUUUGAUCAGAUGGCCAGACUUAACAGUGUUCAGUUCCAAAUCUUGAAUUUGGAAAGAACUCGCCUGUCAAGACGACCGGAUGGUGAGCCAACGUUCCAUGUAUUUUAUCAACUGCUUGCUGGAGUGGAUGACCAAUACAGACAGGAAUUGUUCUUGAAUCAUCUGCACGAACCAAACGUUUUGAUGACUUCGCUUCAAAAGACGGAGGAUAAAAAAUAUGCAAGAGAUACAUGGAAAGAAAUAAUGAAGUCUAUGGAGACGCUGAAGUUCAGCGAGGAGGAAGUAAAUGUUGUGUUGAGGGUUCUUGCCGCUCUCUAUCACGUUGGUGCAGCCGGUGUUGCAAGAGGCAUACUGAAAGGAUAUAUUUUACACAGGUAUUUCGCCUCUUCAUCUUUUUCGAGCAGCAGUGGUGGUGCUAUGAAAUCCAUCUUACUGGUGGACCCUCCGGGCUUUCACAACCCUGAGUUAGGAGGCCGCCAUGUUGGGGCCAGCAUGUUUGAUUUAAAGUGCAACUAUUUGCAGGAUCGACUGUGGCUGCUCAGCUGCGAGGCACUCAUUCACGAAAAGUUGCAAAUAUAUCUGCAGGAACUGAACGAAACAUAUCCAACAAUUGAUGUUGAGUCCAUCAGACAACCAAUCAUAAGCAGACUUCAUGCUGUCGACGGCAAGCAGCACCAGCACCGAACAUUCCACACACAAUCAAGCAUUCGAUGUUUCAUCAUUCAGUACGCUGGCAUGCGAGUGAGGCAGGAUAUCUCACUGGUUGAUGUCUUGGAGAUUAUUCGUCGCAUGCCGCACGACAACGUCAUCAUCGACAGCAACAACAACAACGUUAUUGUUGACUGUGAUAACAACAUUAUCAACAACAACAUUAACAACACCAGCAACAACGUCACUAACAACGAUAUCAAUAACAACAACAGCAACAACAACAGUGACAGCAAUGACUUCAACAAGUUUUACAACAUCUACAGUAAGAAAAGAGUUGAUUCCGUAGACAGUGGUGCUGAUGAUGACAACAAUCGCGUCAACGUCACACAUGCCUCCGAGGAACUCGUUUCAUUUUUGAAUUACGUUCAUAAAAGGCUUAAAGAAACAUCUGUUCAUAAAGUACUUCCAGCGUCAACGACAUUAGCAGCAGCAGCAGCAACAAGAACGUCAUCAUUUUCGUCAUCAUCGCCGUUGUUUUUAUCCUCACUGCCGUCAAUGAUCACCAUCAACCAUUCAUCUGAUGAGAACAUUUACUCAUCUGUUAAUUACAACGUCAAGGAACUCAUCAAAUCAUCUUCAUCGUCGUCGUCAUCAUCACAAGUUGGCACCAAAAUUCAAAUAAGGGAUUGUUUAUUGAAAUCUUCCAACCAAGCUAUUAGAAACAUGUCGUUCAUUAAAAGGGUUGAUGUUCUAAAGUCAUCCUCAUCUUCUUCUUCACCAUCAUCAUCAUCGUCGUUGUCAUCUUCAUCUCUCGCUUCUUUCAUAACGGAUGUGGAUGGAUUGAUGGAGGAGCUGAGCAAACGACAGAAGAAAUUUGUUUUCUGCUGGCUGCCCAACAACAACGUCACUUCCACAUCAGAGGCACUGAGCAAGGGAUCGCCAACGCAACUCGACAAUCCACCUAACGAAAAUGUCAGCGGUGAUAUAGACAACAGCGACAGCAGCAUAAAUGAAGAGCACAAUAUUAACAUUAAAACACUUCGUGAUCAGUGGAGAGCCACUUGCCUUCUGGAUGCCUCCAAACUCUACAACAUGUCCUUCCCUCAGUAUUUCUCUUAUUUCGCAUUUGCCAACAAGUUUCAGGUAUUAGCCCCAAAUAGUGAGUUGAAACAGAAACUCCUGUACAGCAGGGAUUAUAAGAAUCUCACGAAACUCAUUCUCAGUAAUCAGAAAAUCGAACAGUCCAAUUUUAAAAUGGGAAUCACCAAAGUGUUUUUCAGGCCAGGAUCAUUGUCAUCACUUGAGGCGGCCUUCGAUGACGUCAUCAGUGGGUGGAUUGUUGACUUGCAGAGAUGGGGAAGGGGUAUGCUGACCAGGAAGCGAACUCAACUGCUCCAGAUGAGGACGGAUGCGAUGAGAUGCAUCCAGGAGAACAUGAGGCAGUUCAUGGUGCUGAGGAGGUGUCCGUGGUGGAGGGUGGUCAACAAGUUGAGACACAUCAUCCACGCCAAUGUUCCUCACAACAAUCAGCAUCAUCGUGAUCAUGAUGAUGCUGCAGCUGAUGAUAAUCAUCAGAUGGCUGGGCCUGUCCAAUCAGGCAUGAAGUUCAACAAGCAGAAAUACAAAGAAUCAUUUCAUUUGUUAUCUAACGGCAUUGAUGUUGAUGACGAUGAUGAUGUUAUCACAUCAAGAAUAGAGAUGCUGACGGUCAACGAUGAUGAUGACGUUAAUGACAGGGUGUACAAUCAUGAGGCCAUGAUGAAGAGGAUGCAGCUGAAACACAAGGAUGAACUGGAUGACUUGGAAGCCACUGCACUGGCUGCUGGCAGGAAGCUUGCGUAUGCUUUAGAAGACAUGGACGAGCAGAAGUCAACAUUAACGAAACUGUUGCGGGAGUUGGAAAUGAAAAACAACAGGAUAGCAACACUAACUGAACAGUUGGAGGAGGCAACCCAACAGAAUGAUGAACUUCAAGAUGGUCAGCACAGGUUGGAAAAGGAAGUGUUGCGUAAAAAGGAAAUGUUGAAAUAUGAAGAAAGCCAACAUGAAGAAAUGUUGAAGGAGCUUGAAAGGAUGUUGGAUGAUAGGGCAACGAUCAAACAACAACUUGAUGCUACCUUGACAGACUUGGAGAGGGAAGUGAACAGGAGGAAGGACGUUGAAUUGAAGCUGAGGUUGUACUGUGGGGCCAAUGUGGAGGUUGAAGCUCUGAAGCAGCAGAACACUGACCUGCUGAAGAACCAGACCAAACAGCAGCAGAAACUUGAAGACCAGGAAGCUACCAUCAAGAAACUUUUGAAGACGAUAAUGAAUUUAGAGGACACAAAUACAUUAACGAAGCAGACGUUGUUGAGGACGGAACGACAGAAAGAACAGGAAAUGGAUGACAGCAAAUUUGCUGCAUGGAGAGAGAAGUUCAACGACGAGGGACAAUUGAAUGAAAUAAAGAUGGAAAAGGAUGCGCUGAUCACGCAGUUGAACACCAGGACUCAACAAUUGGAACAACUCCUGGUCCAGAAGAUUAAAAAAUAUAAAUCCAACGAAAGAGGGUACAAAGCACUGUUGAAAAAAGUUAAGAAAAUUUUGCAAGGGGACCAGACAAAUCAUCAAAAUGAAAUCGACGAUCAAAAAGUUCAGAGUCCUCACAAACUCCUCAAAUUGUUGAGAUCUCACUUAAAUGAGGCGGAGCACGAAUGUGAUACAGCGAAGAGUAUGAAGAUUGCAUUAGAAGCCGAUGCACUACGCGCACAACAACAAAUCGAUGCCUUACUUGAAGAGAAACAACAGAGUCAUGCAAAGAACAAGUCGCUCCUUGCAGAGAAUAGUGAACUAUCUUAUCAGCUUGCGGAACAAACAGACGAAUAUAAUAAUCUCAUGAAAAAGUAUUCAUUACUCGUCAAACAGGAAUUAUGCUUGCAAACGCAUAUUGACGCUGAUGCUACAUGA
Molecule: messenger RNA, 3672 nt
Organism: Helobdella robusta
Lineage: Eukaryota; Metazoa; Annelida; Clitellata; Rhynchobdellida; Glossiphoniidae
Exons: 25
Coding region: 1-3672 (1223 amino acids)
Biological process (GO): actin filament organization; vesicle transport along actin filament
Cellular component (GO): myosin complex; cytoplasm; vesicle
Molecular function (GO): actin filament binding; ATP binding; microfilament motor activity
Source: RefSeq, a predicted model, not a curated record